CUGGCAACUGUCACUAUAUCUUAAAGACCACUACUACUAGCUAUGCUUAUUUUUUGAUGGUUCGCACUGGGGUCAUUGUGCUCCCUCACAGACUCGUCUACGUUUCGUUAGAGCCAUGGCUUUAGGCAGCCUAGUAAACGGAAAUAGGCAAUCUGUUGUACCUACGUCUCGAAACGCUUGCGAACGGCGUCUUACAUCAUCUCUGCGGCCACGGCAUCGUAAUAUCGCACGUCCAGUACCUGCUCUGGGGGAGGCUGCAUCCCAACUUGACGUCGCCACAACAACGGCUGCCAGCGAGCUCAUUGCUCGUUCUCUUCAGUACUCUGGAACAGAUGUUUCCCACCUGUUAUCGCACCUAAAUCAUGCUUUGGACGGCUCCAACUCACUGUUCCACACAACCCACCAUGUCCACGCGGACCUGAAUGCUGCCAUUACACUUGUAGAGCCGGAGGCCCUUCAUCAUGUUGGGAGCUGGGCCCAGGGUUCCGCCAUUAACGACGUCGUUGCCUCAGCCGCGCCAGUCCUGGCGGACGUUGUGGCCUCCCCGCACACGGCCCUGGCGGCCGACGCCGCCUCCGCAAUGGCAGUUGACGCGGCGCACGCGUCGGUGCUGGCUCUGGCCACAUGGGCAGGCGAGCGCCUCGCCACCAUUGCUACGAUUGACCCGGAGUCGUACGGCAUCAUGCGGGAUACCUUGGAUGAGGUGCUAGCGGCUAUCCAGGGUGUCGUGGACUCCCAGACUGGCGGGCUGGUGCUGGGUUGGACCAAUGCGCUGGUGCUGGGCGUGCAGCAGCUGGUCACCACGCUGCGGCUGAGCCACCCGGAGGCCACCUCCACCAUCGACUCCAUGCUGGCGGCGCAGCAAGCCAUGCACGAGACCCUCAUGGGCGGCCCUGGUCCUAUGGGCACCCGUGGCGCGGCCCAGGUGGCCAUGAUGGCUCUGGCGCUGCUGGUGGCCGCCAUCCCUCGCGGCGGGCAGGCGGCGCUAGCAGCCGGAGCCGGAGUUGCGGCAAGCAGCUCCGCAUUCGGCAUCCCCUCGGGGCCCUCGCAGCAGCAGGCGGGCGGGCUGCUGGGCUCCCCCGCGGCGACGGCAGCGGACGGGCUGCCGCUGCGGUACGACCCCAAAGCGCUGGAUUCGUACUUUGCGCAGCGGCCCAUGCAAGUGCUCAGGCGCAACGCACAGGUGUUCUCCCGGAUCGGUGGCUUCUGCGUGCGUGUGCUGUGGGACUGGCGCACGGGGGUGUUCGAGUCCAACAUGGACAACCGCGCCAAGGAGGCGGGCAGGAUCAUCGAGGACCUGGGGCCCGCGUACAUCAAGAUUGCACAACAGCUUUCCACGCGUGUGGACUUGGUGCCCCCGCCCUACCUGGAAGAGUUCAAGCGGCUGCAGGACAACGUGCGCACCUUCAGCACGGUGGAGGCUCGCGAGGUGCUGGAGUCGGGUCUGGGGUGCUCCGUGGACCGGGUGUUCGAGUGGCUCUCCGCAGAGCCCCUGGCGGCGGCCAGUCUGGGGCAGGUGUACCGCGGCAAGCUGCGUCCGGAGCACGGCAGCGUGGAGGUGGCGGUGAAGGUGCAGCGGCCCGCGGUGCUGGAGACGGUGGCGCUCGACAUCUACAUCAUGCGCCGGGCAGCCAUCCUCAUGUCCAAGAUGCCGGGGAUGUCGGACCAGUGGGCGGUUGUGCUGGACGACUGGGCCACCCGCUUCUUCGAGGAGAUGGACUACCAGCUGGAGGCGCACAACACCAUGGCCUUCAAGCAGCAGAUGGCCAGUCUGCAGGGUAUCAGCGUGGCCACCGUGUACCCGCAGUUCACCUCGCGCAAGGUCAUCGUCACGGAGUGGGUCGAGGGAGAGAAGCUGAACCAGUCCAAGGCCGAGGACGUGCGCGCGCUGUGCUCCACGCUGCUCAACUGCUACCUCAUACAGCUGCUGGAGACGGGGCUGCUGCAUGCGGACCCGCACCCCGGCAACCUGCUUCGCACCGCCGACGGCAAAAUCGUGAUCCUGGACUUUGGGCUGAUGACGGAGGUGACGGAGGACCAGCGGGUGGCGCUGAUUGAGUUCAUCGCGCACCUCACCAUGGAGGACUGGAAGGGGGUGGCAAAGGACCUGCUGGCGCUGGGCUUCUUUCCCGACGGCAUGCCGCGUGAGGCCGAGCAGAUGAUCGCUCCCGUGCUGGAAACCGUCAUGGGGCAGAUCGUUCGCGGUGGCGGCCUCAAGAACUUCAACAUCGGCUCGGUCAGCGGCCAGCUGCAGGGUGUUGCCAUGAAUUACAAGAUGUGCAUUCCACCGUACUUUGGCCUCGUCCUCCGCGCGUUCUGCGUGAUUGAAGGCAUCGCGCUGAAGACGGAUGAGAACUACGCAAUCGUGCAUGAGUGCCUGCCCUACCUGAGCCGUCGGUUGUUGACGGACAACAACCCACGCAUGCGCGCGGCGUUGCGGCAUUUGUUGUACGGCAAGAAGAAUCGGUUGGACAUUGAGCGUCUGUCUAAAAUGGUGUCGGCGUUUGGAUCCUUCACAACCAACUCGGCCACGGCGCAGGCCUCCGGUCCCACAUUCGGUGAGGCCGCCGAGCGCGGUUUCGCGGAGCGCGUCAAGGGUCACAACGGCUCCGGCUCGGGCUCGGGCGGGCUGCUGUCCGACGGCCCUGUGGUCAACGAGGCCACCCGCGAGGUGCUCAAGGUGGUGUUCGCCAAGGACGGCAGCUACGCGCAGGAGCUGAUCGUGGAGGAGAUGGUGGCGGCGGUGGACGCCAUGAGCCGGGAGGCGCUGGGCGAGGCGUUGCGGCUGGUGCUGAGCUCGGCGGGCGCGGUGACGGCGCUGCGCAGUGUGGAGGCGCUGGGGCCGCUGCGGUCCAUGCUGAUGCCGCUGCCGCUGCCACUGGAGGUGCUGUCGGCCAUGGCGCCUACGGUGACACUCACGGCGGAUGACCGACAGGCCCUCGCCAUGGUCCGCACGCUGCUGGACCUGCUGCAGCCCUCCAUGUCGCGACUACCCGACGUGGCCACCACCAGCGGCCGAGCCAUCCGCGCGGCGGGGGAGCUGAUGCCCAUGGUUCCGGAGCUGCUGCCGGGCAUGCGGUCCACCCUGGAGCUCUUCAUCCGGCAGCUGGUGAGGAGGAUGGCGCUGAGGUUGGCGGAGGACCUUGCCGCGCCGGGUGGGGGUGGCAGCAGCCGGCAGCAGCAGGGCAAGUAGGGAGGACGGGUGCUGGCGGGUGGUGGUUGAUUUGUGGAGGGCUGAUGGAGGGGGUAGGUUUGCAAGGCGGACAGGUUAGCUUCUUGUGGCUAGAUGCUUGGUGUUUUUUUGUGCACAGGCAAUAAAGGACUUCGCAGGUGGUGGUGGUGGUGGCGGAUGGUGGUGUGCUAGUGGCGGUGUAAUUGUUUGGCGUCUAUGGCUUGCCAGCUAGGGUGGGCUUUGGACCUUAGGAAAAGCAGUUGAGUGCAGUUGGCGCCGUACCAUUGCGUGCGCUUCUUGCCUUGCCCUUGCGCGGUGACCAACGGUUUGUGUCUCUUAGGUGGGCAUUUGCGUUAAAAAGCCUGUGACAUAAGUAAGGUAUAAUAGAUUUCG
Molecule: messenger RNA, 3565 nt
Organism: Astrephomene gubernaculifera
Lineage: Eukaryota; Viridiplantae; Chlorophyta; Chlorophyceae; Chlamydomonadales; Astrephomenaceae
Source: the annotation of a GenBank genome assembly